This is a messenger RNA of Penicillium nucicola, 2067 nucleotides long. RefSeq names its product ubiquitin-specific protease UBP1. Gene Ontology annotation, cellular component: cytosol; nucleus. Gene Ontology annotation, molecular function: cysteine-type endopeptidase activity; cysteine-type deubiquitinase activity. The coding region runs from base 1 to 2067 and encodes 688 amino acids. The transcript has a single exon. The record is from RefSeq and is a predicted model, not a curated record. NCBI's taxonomy places the organism in Eukaryota, Fungi, Ascomycota, Eurotiomycetes, Eurotiales, Aspergillaceae. Gene Ontology annotation, biological process: protein deubiquitination.
AUGAACCCUCGCCACGAGCCCUCUACUUAUUUUCCAAAUCGCCCCAUACAUUACGCAAGCCAAGUCAGCCACUAUGAGACCGCUCUCGCAGCGCUUCGAAACACCCAAGUGCUAGCAACUAGUUUGAUAGCUUUCGCUUCGUUCUAUUUAGUUCUCGAUUACUUCGGAUUCGCCCCGAUAUCGAUCCUCCGACUUUCCUGGAAGGGCCUGGUUUACAUCACUCCGUCCAAACUCAUUGUCGCAUUAGACCCUGGCAAGCCCGACUCCGAAUCAAAUCCCCCCUUGGGGUCUUCUCUGUCAUCCUUUGAGAAGAAGAACGCCGCAAUGCAACGAGUCUUCGGCAUAGAUACCUCCCAUUUCGCUUUCUCACUACGCCGCCACUCCUUGACCGGCCUCGGCAACGCUCUGCUCGGAAAUGCGAAGGAGGCCAAGCCCCCGGGGCUCGGAAACUGGGACAACUCAUGCUACCAAAAUAGCAUUAUUCAGAGCCUGGCAUCACUGCGUUUACUUGAGGCUUUUCUUAUGCGCAAUGUCGAAACGCUCUCGGACAAGACCCAUCUUUCGAAACACGAGGCGCUGAGAGAUAUCAUCACAUGUUUAAAUAACCCUUCGAAUGGUGGAACAAAGCUUUGGAUCCCCGGAGAUCUCAAGUCUAUGAGCAGUUGGCAACAACAGGAUGCGCAAGAGUACUUCUCCAAGCUGGUGGAUCAAAUCGAUUUGGAGGUUCAGCUUGGUUCACAGGGAGCGACAUCGAACAUGGGACUGAAGAUCACAGGACGGGAGGAAAAUAUCGUAUGCGACACCAAUUUCGAAAUGUCUGCUUCGGAGGGAUUCGACUCUGGAGCUCGCGCAAGUAACAAGGCAUCAUAUCGGAAUCCUCUUGAGGGCCUACUUGCUCAACGGGUCGGGUGCAUGGAAUGCGGAUGGACAGAAGGCCUUUCUUUAAUUCCUUUUAACUGUCUCACAGUUCCUCUGGGGCCAAGAUCUGAAUACGACCUGGCGGAUUGUCUGGAUCAAUACAUGACGCUUGAGCCCAUCGAUGGGGUUGAAUGCGCGAAGUGCACAUUGAUGCAAUAUCACCAGAAACUUUCCGAAAUGUUUGCUGGAAUUGAAGAGGACGAGAAGCAAUCGCCUGGUAUCGAGAAGUCUCAGUUUGCCGAUGCACUGAAAGCCGAUACUCUGUCGCGCCUUGAGGCUGUGAAAGCAGCGCUGGAGGGUAAUGAUAUCAGCGAUACCACAUUAAAAGAUUGCCGUAUCCCCGCGAAGAACCGAGUUUCUACGACUAAAUCCCGGCAGGCGGUCAUUGCUCGAUCCCCUCAAUGCCUUGCUGUUCACAUCAACCGCAGUCUCUUUGACGAAAACACUGGAAUGUUGACAAAGAACCACGCUGCUGUGAGAUUCCCGCAACUAAUUGACCUGAACGACUGGUGCCUUGGCACGCAGAAUCAGUCUGAUGAGGCCCCCGAGCAAUGGGAAAGCAACCCUUCGAAGUCAAUGCUUCCCCAACCCGGCGAAGCUAUUCAAGUCCCCAGCCGACGGUACAUACUUCGAUCCAUUGUCACACAUUAUGGCCGCCACGAGAACGGACACUAUAUCUGCUACCGUAAAUAUGCAACCUCGGAUUUCUCAGCUCCCGUCCCGGACCACAUUCUCCAAUCUGAUGGCGACGAGGAAAAGUCCGAGCGUUGGUACCAGCUAAGUGACGGCGAUGUGACAAUGGUCAGCGAAGGUCAUGUCAUGUCGCAAGGAGGUGCCUUCAUGCUCUUCUACGAAGCGCUGGAUGAUUCCCUUGAAAUCCAACUUCCUCCGACUCCCACCACAGAAGGAGUCCCGUUCGAGAAUGUUGAAUCUGUUCAAAUCGAGAAUGCUGAAUCAAUUUCGAACUACACCAUGUCCGAAGACCUCUCCGCUCCAUCCACCGUCACCGACUUCGGAUCAUGCACCUCUCGUGCGACAAGCGUCUCACUCCCAACGGAAGAUGUGACGUUUAAUGACAUUCCUUUAAAGCCUUCAGCCGACGAUACCCCCACAGAAGAACUUGAUUCGCUUUCGAUGAUUACUGCAUGA